AAUUCUAUUUUCAAAUACUAUUUAGGACAUAGUAUGCAGAUUGAGAAGCAGCAUUUGUCAUAUUCGUAAUACUGUCAAUAUUGCUAAAUGUAUAUUGUUUUGUUUUUGGGGAGUAUGUCGUUUUUUGCACUGCUUGCAGCUAGCACCUAAGAUUUUCACUCAUCAUAGCCCACAUGCUGCUGAUGAUCUGACAAUAAAAGUGAUUUGAUUUGAUUUAGCUGUCUCAUCAACACAUAUAUUAGCUGCUUCAUUACUUUUUUGAGCUGCCAGAAGGUGUCUCAUGUUGUCUACAUACAGUAUCUCUUUAAACCCCAUACACAAUAGCCAAAGAAUAUCAAAUAUCCAUUAUUCUCCACUUCUUUUUAUUCUGUCUUGAACCCCGCCCAAGGUUUUCGUGCUAUAAAACCCCCUCAGACACUUUCGUUCAGUCACGCAUGAAGUGAUUUGUGUCCGGCGGCGAUGGCAUCUCAAGGCAUCCAGAUCCUGGGCAUCAUGCUCUCCAUGAUAGGCUGGUUGGGCACCAUCAUCGCCUGUGGUAUGCCCAUGUGGAGAGUCACAGCCUUCGUUGGCGCCAACAUCGUCACGGCCCAGAUCAUCUGGGAGGGUUUGUGGAUGAGCUGCGUGGUCCAGAGCACCGGACAGAUGCAGUGCAAGGUCUACGACUCCAUGCUGGCUCUAUCACAAGACAUGCAGGCCUCCAGAGCCAUGGUCAUCAUCUCCAUCAUGGUGGGCAUCUUUGGGUUCCUCAUGGCUGUGGUUGGUGGGAAGUGUACCAAUUGUUUGGAAGACGAAGCAGCAAAAGCAAAAGCGUGUAUCUUUUCUGGGGUGGUUUUAAUCAUUGCUGGUUUGCUCAUCUUGAUACCUAUUUGCUGGUCAGCGCACACUCUUAUUAGAGACUUUUACAACCCUUUGUUAACAGCAUCCCAGCGGCGGGAGCUGGGAGCCUGUCUUUAUAUAGGCUGGGGGUCUGGAGGCCUUUUGCUGUUGGGCGGUGGGUUACUUUGUUGGAACUGCCCAUCCAAUAAUACAAGGCCCUACAUUGCAGCCAAGUACACCCAUGGCAGAUCUAUGACCCCAACAAUUAACUACGUGUAAGAAAAUGAGCAUAAGUUGAAGAUAUGAGGCACUUACUGUAAAGAAUGACUCAAAGCGAAUGCUAAUGGAUUUACUGUGUGCCUGCAGUUGGCUAACAUGCAAAUUACUGCUGUCAUUGGUUAAAUGCUUGAAAAUGACUGAGUUGAUGCAUGUGAAAGUGAAUUAUUGUUUGUAUGCAAUAAAAAAUCUAAAAAUCUAG
Molecule: messenger RNA, 1294 nt
Organism: Danio rerio (zebrafish)
Lineage: Eukaryota; Metazoa; Chordata; Actinopteri; Cypriniformes; Danionidae
Source: RefSeq, a predicted model, not a curated record